Trichobilharzia szidati is the source of this 696-nucleotide messenger RNA. NCBI's taxonomy places the organism in Eukaryota, Metazoa, Platyhelminthes, Trematoda, Strigeidida, Schistosomatidae. The record is from the annotation of a GenBank genome assembly.
AUAGCGUCUGGUGUAAGAUGAUUGUUAUUUUAGAGGCGUACGCAAGUUUUGCUAAUGAAUGGAAGGAUUAUGUAGCAAUCGCUUGUCUAGUAUUGAGUAUGCUCUUGUGUAUAUUGGUAUUCGUCAAAUUCACAAAUAAUUUAAAAAUUGCGUUAAUCUUGAUAGGAUUCAUAAUAGUAUUAUGGUCUGCAUCAAUCUGUUUUAUGUGUUGUCAAGGGCCUGAUUUUAAGUGUUACAUUUUAUUGGCCUUCGUUAUUGUGGAAGAUUUGUUAACAAUUAUCGCCUGCAUCUAUGUCAAAAGAUUCAAACUAGUGGUGAUAAUAGUUCUGGAAACUUUAUCGACGACUUUUCUGAUAAUUGGAGCAGUUUUGUUUUAUGUUUACAUUAGUGAGAUGAAAUAUUCUGAAUUGGCUGGUGGAUUAUGGAACACUGGCGUAGUUAUAUUGGUUCUAGUUUUCGCGAGCUCGCUGAAAUAACAUGAAUAACACAUCAGUCUAUCGGUCAUAUUGUGUCAAGGGAUAUUCACUUGUGUUGCCUACACAUUUUAUUAUGCAUGUAACUGCCUGACUAUUUGACAGUUCACAUUUCAAAUUAAUAGAAUAAAUAAAUAUUUCUUCACUAAAACUUCCAUUUUUGUAUUUGCACAACAACUUCUACUGGAUGAUGUUUCUCAUGAGUUUGUCUAUCACUAAUAAA